AUGGACAAUUUAGAUAGUUUAGAAUUUGUAUCUCUUGCUCUGGAUUCAAAUAAAAAACCCUUGUUAUUCAUUGAUCUAUACGUCCAAAAAUUCCCGGCAGAACCCCUCAAAACCCUCAUUGAUUCAGGAGCCACAUCAAACUUCUCCCCUUUGAUUGUGGAAAAAUAUAAAAUCCCAAAAACCCAACUCAAAAAUCCACAAGUUGUGAGAAUGUUAGAUGGUUCACCUCACCGUCUUGGCCAAUGGCCACACCCACUCCAUCCCAUUUCUUGUUUGCCCAUUGGCAACACCCCGGCAAUCCUAGGCAUGACAUGGUUAACGGCAGAAGCUCCUUUGAUUGAUUGGCAACAGGGACUAGUCACAUUCCCUGAACAAGUUCAAAUUGCCUCCAAGGAAGAAGUGGACUCAGAUCCUUUAGCAGACCUUCCCCCUCAGGAGUAUGACAUCUCUAUAGACCUUGUCCCAGACGCCAAACUGUCCCCUGGCCCCAUAUAUGGCAUGACCGACGCAGAAUCAAAGGCGCUAAAACAACAUAUUGACAAGGGAUUAGCAAUGGGCAAGAUCCGCCUAGUACUUCCUCAGCAGGCGCCCCAGUCAUGUUUGAAGCUGAAUGAUGUAACUCACAAAAAUGUCUACCCCCUUCCAAGACAGGACAACCUCAUGGCCAAAUUAUGGCACGCCAAAAUAUUCACAAAGCUUGACUUGCGCUGGGGUUACAAUAAUGUACAAAUUAAAAAAGGCAAUGAAUGGAAAACGGCUUUCAGAACCAAGUAUGGGUUAUUUGAAUACUUAGUAAUGCCCUUUGGCCUCACCAACGCCCCAGCUGCUUUCCAACACUUUAUGAACAACUUAUUCCGCAACCUUAUUGAUGUCACUGUUGUCAUCUACCUGGAUGAUAUCCUGAUCUUCUCAGAAAACCCUAAGGACCACCCAAUCCAUGUCAGAGAAGUCCUAUCCUGGCUAAUGAAGAAUCAACUGUUUUGCAAAUUAUCCAAGUGCCACUUCCACGUUACCACAGUGGAUUACUUAGGAAUUGUCAUUUCACCAGCAGGCUUCUCCAUGGAUCAGAAGAAAAUCAAGGCUGUCACCACCUGGCCCCACACCCAGAACUGUCAAACAAGUCCAAGCCUUCCUAGGUUUUGUCAAUUACCUCCGCCGCUUCAUUCCUAA
Rhizoctonia solani is the source of this 1170-nucleotide messenger RNA. Its product is annotated as Reverse transcriptase (RNA-dependent DNA polymerase). Bases 1 to 1170 code for a protein of 389 amino acids. The record is from RefSeq and is a predicted model, not a curated record. The transcript is spliced from 4 exons. Lineage: Eukaryota; Fungi; Basidiomycota; Agaricomycetes; Cantharellales; Ceratobasidiaceae.